AUGGGAAGGGGAAAAUCUGGUUAUGCCGUGCGAGAAAAAAAGGAAACAUGUGCACCAAAACGCCCACGUUUUCCUUUCGGAGGAAAUCAAAGACAUCGUGCCUAUCCUGCAAAUUUUUGUCCUGGGGAGGCUGGACCAUCCAAUGGCAUGAAACAAUACAUUUGGCGGCAAAAUGUUCUCGAAAACCAUAGAAGAGCUAAUGAUUUCCCGGAUUUCGAAAUGGGAAAUCCAAGUCACUUGUUUGCUUUAAAAAAAGAAGCAGAAGAACAAGCUGCGUUACUCAAAGCUGAAACUGAAAAAAGAUCAGUUUCAACUCAAGUUGAUGAGAAUUCGUUCUCUGAAGAACACACACUGCCCGUCACUGAUCAAGCUGCUUCUACGAAUCCAACUUUACGGCCAGAAUCGACGCUAGGAAAUUCUAUUGGAUCAGUCAACCCAUCCAAUGCCGAGUCAUUUGACGACCAAGAUAUGAUCAUUAUGGAGUCAUCUAGUACUCAGAUGAAUACACAAGGAGCAACAGUUCCUCCUUCCGGGGAAAGCUGGCCCCAGCAAAUAAAAAAUCGAGAAAAAUUUCCCUCGAUUCUUGUAUCAUCCAGCUCCAAUGAACACGCACUGAGUACUCCGAAUACUGAAUCAGACUCCACUGAAAUCAGAUUUGAAUCUAAUUCAGUCCGUCAGGCAAGUGGGAGAGCUCAAAAACGUAAAAAUCAAAAAAGGAGAAGAUGCUUGUUGGAUCAUUGCUCAGGGUUUCCAAGAAGAAAGUCAUCGGAAAUGAAGGGAGAUCCAGACGGAUUGCAAACCAAUUUUGGAAAACAAUUUAUCACGGACAAGAAAGGAGAACUUCAGAAACUUCUCAAAGAGCUGGACACUAAAAUCUAUGAAGUGAUGAGGGAGGAAACAAAGGAAGAAAACAUGAAAAAAACCAAGUUGAUUGAAGAAUUGAGUCAAAUCUUGGAGAGAAGCCGCCAAGACGGAGCCGAGAAAGUUGUGCAGGAGAUUACCCCUGAUGAAGAGAUGGAUGAAUCCAAUAUUGAACUUGGACCAUGGGAAGAGGAUUGGAAAUGCAAAGCACCCACAAACGGGCGAGUUCCAUACAGUGAAUUUGGAGAAGAAGAUUGGGAGAGGAUUCGUAAAGAGGUCCGAUAUGAAGACUCGGGAAGACCAGUACAAGCAGAAGCAUCAAGAGAAGGAUUUGCUUACAAGUACACAGCAUCUUAUCGAUGUUUGGAAACUGUGCCCGAAAAGAUCGAGGAAAUUACUGAGAAGUUCACUCGACCAUAUCGGUCAAUCAAGUUUUCGUAUAAAAUAAAACAAGGAUUCUAUAGUGGAGUCGAGUUGGAAACAACAAGCAUCGCCUCCAUCACCUUCACGCUCAAAACAACUCCCACCGUCUUCAUUCGCUUCUCGGAAAACUUGCCGUCCCAAUCUUUUGAGCUUCGUCUCUUCAAAGAAGUUUCUCUUGUCCCUCCACUAUGCCCCGGUUUUCCGUCUUGUCUGAUUUUGACUCCAAUCAAAAAUGCGGAAGGAAUGAUAUUCAGACAAAUGGAGAAGCUUUCACCGAGGUUCGAAAAACUGAAAGCUGUGAUGAGAAUAGGAAAUAUUCCGAUGACCGUUUCCAAGCCGCUGUUCUUUGUUCUCAAGUCGGAACCACUUGAGCCUGAAACAGAUUGCACGGUCAACGUCCUCAGUGACAGCCGCUUCUCAUCUCAGAUCUCUGCUGUCGCAGGUUUCAUCAUAAUGUCCUCCAAUUUCCCACUACAUGUCAGGAGACUGAAGAUGAAUUAUCUAACAGAUAAUACAUUCUGGGAUACUGUCAGCAGUCUGGGACUGGUUUGGGUGUUCUUGGCUCAUCAAGGAGGACCGCGUGGAUGGAGGUUGAUGAGUCGGGAUAGUAUCCCGGUUCGAUGCACUUCGAAUUUCGUGGAAUGGUCAGACAAACCGAAUCGGAUUUAUCCCCUCUACCCUCCAAUCCACCCAUUCCGACCGUUGCAAAUUGAGACAAACCUCAACUGGGACGACAGUUUCAACCCUGGCAAGCCGUUUCCAUCCAUUCCUGCUACUUCCGUGCUUCUUCCUGAUAUUUCGAUGUUGAAUUGCGACGGAAGCGGACCAUCGACUUCAAGACCUCCACGUGCUCAUGGGGAUUCAGCAAAUGAAGAUUCAACUCCUCAGCCCCCGGAAACAUCGCCGGAGUUGCCCAGUCCGGAUUUCUUCUCCGUGCCGAGAAGGGAGGAAAACGGCAAGAAAAUUCCUGCUGUAUCUGCCCACGCCACUCAAAUCCCGCUUCCCUUCCGACCAUCAUCCAACUUGACUUUUGACUUCACUUCACUGCUGCAACACAAAAUUCUUCAUUUGCAUCAACUCGGAAAAAAUUAUUCGAACCAUACGAGAAAACACUUGAACACCAUAGGCGGAGAAAAGGACCCUGUUGCAAUGAAAUCGCCAGAGAUGUCGUCUUCUGAAAUGCAGCGUGAACAUGGUGUUGAAGUUGUUGGAGACGCUGUGGAGGUACUGGACUCUGCUGGUGGAUGA
Caenorhabditis remanei is the source of this 2532-nucleotide messenger RNA. RefSeq lists its product as uncharacterized. The record is from RefSeq and is a predicted model, not a curated record. NCBI's taxonomy places the organism in Eukaryota, Metazoa, Nematoda, Chromadorea, Rhabditida, Rhabditidae. The transcript is spliced from 11 exons. The coding region runs from base 1 to 2532 and encodes 843 amino acids.